This is a messenger RNA of Nicotiana tabacum (common tobacco), 1053 nucleotides long. RefSeq names its product vesicle-associated protein 4-1-like. Gene Ontology annotation, cellular component: endoplasmic reticulum membrane; plasma membrane. NCBI's taxonomy places the organism in Eukaryota, Viridiplantae, Streptophyta, Magnoliopsida, Solanales, Solanaceae. The record is from RefSeq and is a predicted model, not a curated record. Gene Ontology annotation, biological process: endoplasmic reticulum membrane organization.
GACCUUAAAGUCUUCUAAAACUUGAGUCAGCCUAAAGCUCCCACCUAAACGACGACAUUAAUUCCCCUAAUUUUUAUGGUCUGAAAUUGUAAUUUAUCGUCUGAAUUCCACUACGCUCCGGGCCAUGGCUACCGCAGACCGCCACAAGCGACAACCCUCCGACAGAAAACUCGGCUGGCUCUGCCCCUUCACUAAAUCCAUAUUUCCGGCUUGGCGUAGGCGUAGGCUCCGUCUUGAUCCUGCUAGCAAACUCUACUUUCCUUAUGAACCCGGAAAGCAGGCGAAGAGUGCCGUAAGGAUGAAGAACACAAGCAAAUCCUAUGUGGCAUUCAAGUUUCAAACUACCGCACCAAAAAGCUGCUAUAUGCGACCUCCUGGAGGUAUUCUUACACCUGGUGAAAUCCUGAUUGCCACUGUCUUCAAGUUUAUUGAGCUCCCUGAGAACAAUGAGAAGCCUAUAGUAGAUCAAAAGACCAAGGUAAAGUUCAAGAUCGUGAGUUUGAAGGUGAAAGAAGGAACUGAUUAUGUACCUGAGUUGUUCGAUGAACAAAAGGAUCAAGUCACUGUUGAGCGUACUCUAAGGGUGGUGUUUUUGGACCCUGAACGCCCUUCUCCAGCACUGGAUAAACUAAAACGUCAGUUGGCUCAAGCUGAGGCUGCAGCAGAAGCUGACAAGAAACCUCCAGUUGACACAGGUCCGAAAGUUGUGGGAGAAGGUUUAAUAGUAGAUGAAUGGAAGGAGCGGAGGGAGAGGUAUCUUGCCCAGCAACAGGUUGAGGUAGUCGAUUCAGUGUAAAGCAGUAAAGAGUUUUUAUGUAAGUUCAUCUUUUGCGAGAAUAGUAAUGUAAAAUCAGAUCCACACCUUUUAUAUAUACUUGCGUUUCUUUGGAAGGAUGUUGGAGAAGGGCAAUGCAGUUCUUCAUGUAAAAGUAGAAUAAUGGCUGGAGAUUUUGAGUUCUUCUUUGUGGUUAAAAGCAUGAUAUAAGGAAUGUAAUCUUUUGGCUAUUUUCUUGUAGACAUUUUGUAUUCCUUUUUCUGGAAGCAUUAUUCUUA